Messenger RNA from Cyanistes caeruleus (blue tit), 6754 nucleotides. NCBI's taxonomy places the organism in Eukaryota, Metazoa, Chordata, Aves, Passeriformes, Paridae. The record is from RefSeq and is a predicted model, not a curated record.
AUGAGCAACCAGAACUCUCUCAGACUGUCUGCAGAGAAGGCUGGGGGCCCCAGAGCUGAAUGCAGUACUUCAGGCGGGCCCUCGCCAGAGCAGAGGGGCAGCAUCACCUCCCGCAUCUGCUGCCCACGGUGCUUUGGAUGCCACGACACGUUUGGCUUUCCGGGGUGCGAGUGCGCUGUGCCGGCCCGGGUCCAGCUUGUGGUCUCCCGGCAUCCCGAGUCCUCCCGGGCAGGGCGGCUCUCGGUCCGCGGCUCUUGCCCGCAGUGUCCCUGCGGAGCGAUUCGGCGCGCGGCCGCGCAGUGGGUGUGCCCGUGCCCGCGCUCAGGUGCGGGGGCGCGGAGCGCGUUCCUCGAGGGGCGGGCGGAGCGNGCCCUCGGCCGUUCCCGGGGCACGGGGUCCCUCAGGGGCCGGGGCGCGGCUGCAGCGGCGCUCCCCGAUCCUGCCCGAGCUCAGGCGCGUGGAGUGCGCCGCGGUUCCCACGCGGAUAUACGCGAUGGAGCCUUGCGUGGGAGACCACCGGUGACCGAUGGCUCACAUCAGGGUGUGACUUGCCCCAGGUUCUGGAAGAAUUUUCUUGCUGAAUCUUUAGCACGCGUAGCAAUUUCCUCUUCCAUAGGUCUCCUUGUCGGUACUCUUGAUGUUGUGUUGGACUCCAGUGCCAGAGUGGCACCAUAUCGAAUCCUCUACCAAACACCAGACUCCUUGGUCUACUGGACCAUUGCCUGUGGUUGCUCAAGGAAGGAAAUCACUGAGCACUGGGAAUGGCUCGAGCAGAAUUUGUUGCAAACUCUUUCAAUCUUUGAAAAUGAGAAUGACAUAAAUACAUUUGUCAGAGGAAAAAUACAGGGCAUCAUUGCUGAGUACAACAAAAUCAAUGGCAUCAAAGAGGAUGAUGACACAGAAAAAUUCAAGGAAGCCAUAGUGAAAUUUCACAAGCUGUUUGGGAUGCCAGAAGAAGAGAAAUUAGUGAACUACUACUCCUGCAGUUACUGGAAGGGGAAGGUUCCCCGUCAGGGCUGGGUGUAUCUCAGCAUUAAUCACCUUUGCUUUUACUCUUUUUUCAUGGGCAGGGAAGCAAAGUUAGUUAUCCGUUGGGUUGAUAUCACUCAGCUUGAGAAGAAUGCUACACUGCUCUUCCCUGAUAUGAUCAAAGUGAGCACAAGAUCAAGUGAACAUUUCUUCUCAGUAUUCCUUAAUAUCAGUGAGACAUUUAAACUAAUGGAACAGCUUGCCAAUAUAGCUAUGCGACAGCUUUUGGACAAUGAAGGAUUUGAACAAGACAGGUCAUUACCCAAACUGAAAAAGAAAUCCCCCAAAAAAGUAUCUGCUCUAAAACGGGAUCUUGAUGCCAGAGCAAAGAGUGAGAGAUACCGUGCAUUGUUCCGACUUCCCAAGGAUGAGAAAUUAGAUGGACACACAGACUGUACUCUUUGGACUCCAUUCAACAAAAUGCAUAUUUUGGGUCAGAUGUUUGUUUCCACAAACUACAUUUGCUUUACUAGUAAAGAAGAGAACUUGUGCAGCCUUAUUAUCCCUCUUCGAGAGGUGACAAUAGUGGAAAAGGCAGACAGCUCCAGUGUGCUGCCCAGCCCACUGUCAAUCAGCACGAAAAACAGAAUGACAUUCCUCUUUGCCAACUUGAAAGAUAGAGAUUUUCUUGUACAGAGGAUCUCAGACUUUCUGCAACAAACCACUUCAAAAAUAUACUUGGAUAAAAAUAUUGCUGGAAGCUAUAUCAGCUCAGAUGAUGAGGUGUUUUCAAGAUCAAGUAGUUCAGUUUCUGCCAGCCCUCACAAAAGCCUGAGCUCAGAGUCAGAGGGAGAGCGACAAUUCAACCUCAAUGAUAACGGCAUUCCAACAGCAACUCAAGCUUUAAUGACAAUGUAUCGACGCAGAUCACCUGAGGAGUUCAACCCUAAGCUGGCCAAGGAGUUCCUGAAGGAACAGGCCUGGAAGAUUCACUUUGCUGAAUAUGGUCAAGGGGUCUGUAUGUAUCGUACAGAGAAAACAAGAGACCUUGUACUAAAGGGCAUUCCAGAAAGCAUGAGAGGAGAACUUUGGCUGCUCUUUUCAGGAGCCAUUAAUGAAAUGGCCACUCAUCCUGGCUAUUAUGAGGAUCUAGUGGAGAAAUCAAUGGGAAAAUACAAUCUUGCUACAGAAGAGAUAGAGAGGGAUCUGCACCGUUCCCUUCCAGAACACCCUGCAUUCCAGAAUGAGAUGGGUAUUGCUGCUUUAAGGAGAGUCUUGACAGCUUAUGCCUUCAGAAAUCCAAACAUAGGAUAUUGUCAGGCUAUGAAUAUUGUCACUUCAGUGCUCCUCCUUUAUGCAAAAGAGGAGGAAGCAUUCUGGCUGCUGGUGGCUCUGUGUGAGCGUAUGCUGCCUGACUACUACAACACAAGAGUUGUUGGAGCAUUGGUGGAUCAGGGUGUCUUUGAAGAGCUGGCUCGUGACUACAUUCCACAGCUUUAUGACUGCAUGCAGGACUUGGGCGUAAUCUCCACCAUCUCCCUAUCCUGGUUCCUCACUCUUUUCCUCAGUGUAAUGCCAUUUGAAAGUGCAGUGGUAGUUGUGGAUUGUUUCUUCUGUGAAGGAAUAAAGGUGAUAUUUCAGUUAGCGCUCGCUGUCCUUGAAGCUAAUGUAGACAAGCUGCUUAACUGUAAAGAUGAUGGAGAAGCCAUGACAGUCUUGGGAAGAUAUUUGGACAGUGUAACUAAUAAGGACAGCACUCUUCCUCCAAUUCCUCAUCUUCACUCCCUGCUCAGUGAUGAUGUAGAGCCUUAUCCUGAGGUGGAUAUCUUCAGGCUAAUCAGGUCUUCCUAUGAGAAAUUUGGAAGCAUCCGGGCGGAUUUAAUUGAACAAAUGAGAUUCAAACAAAGACUGAAAGUCAUCCAAACCCUCGAAGAUACUACAAAGCGCAAUGUGGUACGAACUAUUGUGACAGAGACUUCUUUUACUAUUGAUGAACUGGAGGAACUAUACGCGCUUUUCAAGGCAGAACACCUGACAAGCUGCUACUGGGGAGGAAACAGCAACGCCACAGAGCGACACGAUCCCAGCCUGCCUUACCUGGAGCAGUACCGCAUUGACUUUGACCAGUUCAAAGGCAUGUUCACCCUCCUCUUCCCCUGGGCAUGUGGAACUCACUCAGAUAUAUUGGCUGCCCGUUUGUUCAGGCUUCUGGAUGAAAAUGGAGAUCUGCUCAUCAAUUUCCGUGAAUUCGUCUCUGGACUGAGUGCAGCGUGCCAUGGAGAUCUUACAGAGAAGCUGAAGCUGCUGUAUAAAAUGCAUGUUUUGCCUGAUCCAUCCCCUGAGCAAGAAGAACCAGACUCUGCUUUUGAAGCUACUCAAUACUUUUUUGAGGACAUCACACCAGACUGUACACAUGUUGUUGGCCUAGACAGCAGAAACAAACAUGGAGUAGAUGAUGGGUUUGUUACAGUGAGUCUGAAAACAGAUAAAGGCAAGAAGAGCUCACAAGAGAGUCGAACUUAUAUGAGAAUGUGGAGCCAAGAGAAUAAAUCCAAAGCAAAAAACACAAAGGACUUGCCCAAGCUGAACCAGGGGCAGUUCAUUGAGCUGUGCAAGACAAUGUACAACAUGUUCAGUGAAGACCCCAAUGAGCAGGACCUGUAUCAUGCUACAGCUGCUGUAACAAGCUUGCUCCUGGAGAUUGGGGAGGUUGGGAAGCUCUUCAGCGUGCAGCCCCCCAAUGACACAGACAGCAGCAACAACUACAGCAAAGCCAUUCAGAGUGAGCUGUUCCAGAAGAAAGAGCACCAUCAGUACCCCCUGGCACAGGACAAGGCGCUCCAGAACAGCCUUGUGGCCAGUGAGGAGGAGGCCACUGGCACUGACAGUGCCCUGGGAAUGCAGAUGGAAGAUAUUAAGCUGGAAGACUCUUCUCCCAGGGACAAUGGAGUCUGUUCUUCCAUGCUCAUUUCCGAUGAUGACACGAAAGACGACAGUUCCAUGUCCUCCUACUCAGUGCUGAGCGCAGGCUCACAUGAGGAGGAGAAGCUGCACUGCGAGGACAUUGGGGAAGACACAGUUCUAGUGCGGAGCAACCACACCCCUGCCCUCCACAGGAGCACAAGCAUUGACAGGGACUGGGCCAUCACCUUUGAACAAUUUUUAGCCUCCCUUUUGACUGAGCCAGCACUGGUCAGAUACUUUGACAAGCCUGUGUCCAUGAUGGCUAGGAUUACUAAUGCUAAAAACGUCAGGAUGAGGGGUAAACCAAUAACGUCAGCCAGUGACUAUGAAAUCUCUACUAUGUCGGGAUAAAAGGCAAUCGGGUUUUUUAUUUCAUUUUUUCUUUUUAUUCUCUAUUUAUUAGUACCUGGCAGAGGCCCUGGUAUUUUCAAAACAUAGUUGUUUUCACUAAUGUGAAAAUGUUGAGGUGCAAACAUAACUAUCUUCAAGUAUAAUCACUCUUUCUGUGGGAAAUGUUACACAUGCAAAUUUUAUUCAAAAUACAGAAAAAAAAUUACGCUUGUCAGUGAAGUGUGUGUAUUAUUAAUAUUGCUGUCAGUGUAUAAUGGUAAAGAUUAGUUCUUAAUUUCUAAAUGUAAACUUAAUGCCAAUAUUGAUGUGCAUUUUAAAAAUAGACAUACAUAGAGAUCUGAUGCUUGGGAAAAAAAAAAAUAACAAAAUAGGAAGAACCUAAAAUUUAAAGGGACACUGUCAACUUGAAAAGGGCCUCAGGUAAAAAUAAGUUCCAGGCAACAUCCUUGAAGCAUAAUUUUAUUUCAUAUUUUUUUUUCAAAGAGGCUUUGGACAUAUGAUUUGAUUUUACUUUUCUGAAUAUAUGAAAGACCACUUAAGUGAUGCCUGCCUGGCUCCUGACUUCCUCUGCCUGAGACUGGUAUGCUCAAGUGAAAGUGAGAAGUCCAUCCUAACCUAGCUGCCACAUUAGCAAAUGUGGAUACAUGUGAUGGUUUCUGCCCAUUUGCCUUUCCCUGAGUUCAGCAGAAAGAAAGCCCUUUCCCAGCUGCAGCCAUCAAAGGAAGAUCUCCAGCAUGACCCUGCCCAGGGCCGUGUUCCUAACCAGUGGACUUGGAAGCUUUGCUGGUGUUCUCCAAAGACAGUGUGUGCAGGUCCCAGAACAGAUUGGUAGAGUCUCUUUUCAAAAUUUGAAGUCUGUUUUUAAAAGCUUAGGAAAAAAAAAAGUAUAUCUAUAUAUAUAUAUAUAUAUAUCUACUUCUAAGGCUGGAUCUACAGCAAAUAUAGCUUAGUUCUCAAAACUAACCUUUACCACCAACCUAUUAUAUGCUUGUUAGAUUAAAAAAAUAAAAGCCUGUAUUGCAUAAGUCUUUAUUUACUGCAGUGUAAAGCAGCAGUAAUGAAAAAAAAUCUGCAAGAUAAUGUAACUGAAUGUUUAAAUCGUACUGAGAACACUGUCACUUUAUAUGAAAUUAAUAGUAUCCUGUAUUGACUAACUGAAUAAUAUGUUAAAAUGGAAACUGGAGCACCUGCACUUUGAAUCCUUGCUUUUUUUAUACAGAUAUUUAGGAUUUUUUUAAAAAUUUUGUUAGCUGUUUUUUAAUUCAUAUUUGUUCAUUUCAGGACCAUGCCUACAUGCCUAAUCUUUAUUUGCUGUUUUGAGAAUAUUUUCUGUAGAAUACCAUUGAUUUUUUUAUACUCCUGGAUAAUACUGCAUCCAUGUAACUUGCAGAUUUUUUUAGCACAAGCUAUGUUUAAUUCUUUUGUUUUAAAAGAAUGCUUUUAAACUGUCAGAUGAAGUGGUUUUUAACCACAAAUAGGUAAUGUGAACAAAUAAAGUACACUCUGCACAGAUUUUGAUUUUUAACUAUUAAAGUCAUGCUAGAGGGAAAAUGAGGUGGUUGUGCUUUAUUACACAGACAAAUGUUAGUAUGUCUACUGGUAAUGGUAUGAAAAAGCACUGUAGUCUUUCUGCUGUGACUGGAUGAGUUUACAUAUGUAUCAAAUAAUUAUAUUAAUAUGAAGCCAUAAUCACCAUUUUGAAUACUAUUGCUUUUAAUUUAAGAUACCAAGGACAGAGUGGGGUGCUUUAUUAUAAUGUCUGGUAGCUGAAUAAGCUGUCAUAGAAGUCUUCAGCUUCCUUAAGUGGACUACUGACCUUUUUAAGUUUGCAGAUCCCUAAAAUAUUUCUCUUUUAGGUGUCUGUUAUGUUAAAGUGAAUUUAAGCCUAUCAGCAAGCUUACACACACCCCUAGAGACACACAGGACACACAACUCCAAAACAUUUAUCCUUGAAGGGCUUGCCAGCUUUGUUCCCACUCCACCCACAUAGCUGGGGAUGCAAUGGCUGACAAGAAUUACCUUGCUGUUCAGGCACCUGCAACAAAAAGAGGCAUCCACAAGUGGAUCUCUGGUUUACAUGAGCCCAUUUGCAACUUUUUUUUGUUUUGGUCUAGUAGCCUUCCUUACCUUCCUGAUCACAUCAGCAAAGCUCUCAAGUGUGAGCCAUGUCCUCUUUAAGAGUGGCAUUGCAAUAGGUAGCAGCCAGGUGAGCUGAUCUUUCCCAGGUUUGUUUGGAUGAGGCUGCUCACUUGAUCAGGACCACCUACCUGGUAGUUGCCUAUUUGAUGACAAGAUCUGCUGUGCCCUUUCCUUUAGUAGCUGUGUGGGAUCUGGUGAACAGAAAGCUACACAAGAAUUCAACUGACCAGCAUACAGUGGUGUGAAACUUUUGGGAAAAUGUAAGUAUUUUUAAAGGCUUACUGUAUUGUGCAGGUGUGUUACACAUAAAGUGAGUAUGGCUUCAGAAGUA